Molecule: messenger RNA, 573 nt
Organism: Purpureocillium lilacinum
Lineage: Eukaryota; Fungi; Ascomycota; Sordariomycetes; Hypocreales; Ophiocordycipitaceae
Source: RefSeq, a predicted model, not a curated record
AUGAUAGCUCAACAAGGUGAUGCUGGCGAGGACACGGAGCGGCAGCAGAGCGGCGGCUUCCGGGUGCUUGGCUUCCGCUCGCCACAUGAACGCCUACCAGCAGAACACGCAGCGCAGCUCGCGCGCCGCGACCGCGUCUUCGCACCAGACUCGCUCGCCAAGAAGGGCUUCGACCGCAAGCCAUGCCUCUUCAUACUCUACUGGUUCGCGCUCCUCGGCUACUCCGUGACGGUGCGCGUCCUGGCCGCGCCGGGGGACCUGGACUCGCGCGCGCUGGGGUACAUUGACCGGGCGCAGCACGUGGAGGUGUACUGCAUCGUGACGUGCACGCUGCUGUUCUUUGCGUGGCUGGGGCCGGUUGCGGUGGUGCUGUUCCCCAUGUCCGUGGCUGCGGUGGUGCUGUGUUGUGUGGAAGCGGUGAGGUUGUCCAAGGUGCGUACACAUCUCGUACCGGCGAAACGAGUACAUUAUGCUGGCUGUGUUGGCCAUCAUGAUUGGCUUGCCUGCGGCGGUGAAUGCGCGGGAGGGGUGGGUGUGGUGUGCGUGGCGUUGGAGGAAGAGGUGAAGAAGUAG